Penicillium crustosum is the source of this 3390-nucleotide messenger RNA. Its product is annotated as class I adenylate-forming enzyme family protein. Gene Ontology annotation, molecular function: medium-chain fatty acid-CoA ligase activity. Gene Ontology annotation, biological process: fatty acid metabolic process. The record is from RefSeq and is a predicted model, not a curated record. The transcript is spliced from 3 exons. Lineage: Eukaryota; Fungi; Ascomycota; Eurotiomycetes; Eurotiales; Aspergillaceae. Bases 1 to 3390 code for a protein of 1129 amino acids.
AUGGUUAAUAAGCCCUCUUCGUUGGCCGAAGCCUGCCAUGAAAACCAGAAGGCACCAACCACCCAUUUAAUUACACUUCUCGAUCAAGUCGCCGAGCAAUUCCCAGAUCAUGAUGCCAUCAUAUCCCUCCAUCAGAACAGCCUGCGCUGGACCUUUGCUCAACUGCAGGAGAAGAGUAUCCAACUCGCCACCCGUUUAUCGUCUAGAGGCGUUGGUCUUGGAAGUCGAAUCGUGACCUUUAUGUAUAACGAAGCCCAUUGGGCACUACUUUUCUGGGCAUCUGCCCGCCUGGGCUGUCAAUUUGUGCCACUGGAUCCCCGGGUGCUCGAUCGCGACGCAUGGGAUGUUUUGUUUCUUCUAGAUCAACUGGAACCAGGAGCAAUAUUUGUAUCAAACGAGGCCAUGGCGAAUCGGAUUACACAUAUCACAACCGAUCAUCACCAUCGCCCUUUUGUUCAGUGCGUUGUCAGCGACAAUGAAGAGAUUAAUGUUUCGGCCGGGUGGACGACGGUGUCCAACAUCAUGUCGGAGCCAUUAAAAGACAAUCCUCCUUUACAUCAACCCGGGAACCCAGAUGAUACAAUACUUAUCCUGUUCACGAGUGGCACCACUGCACUUCCCAAAGGCUGUCCGCACACGACCACCUCCAUCGGGGCUCAAGGGCUGGGGUUUAUGUACGAGUUGAAACUGGGACCUGGCACCAAUCUUUGCCAGCAUUUACCGAAUUUUCAUGUCUUCAAUAUUGCAUUUACUCUUGCAUUCUGGCUGGCUGGUGCGACUGUUAUCUUCCCAAGCCUUUCUUUCGACCCACAAGCCACCUUGCAGUUGAUCAGAUCCUAUCAACGGGUCACAGCUCCCUGUGUCCCGGCCAUGAUACAUGCUUUACUGAACUGUGCAUCGCCUCAGAAUAGCUCCCGGCCUUCGUUUGAAGUUGUUCUAGGUGGUGCUCCAGUGACACUGGACGUAGUGAAGCGCUGUAGGGAUUUGGGGGCGACAAGGGUGCUGAUAGGAUAUGGCAUGACUGAGGGUGUAGCUUUUGUCAACACUUCUCUCGAGAUGUCCAUGGACCUAACGACAAGGAAUGUGUCUGUUGGGAAGGUAUUCUACGGUGGGCGAGCCAGGAUCUGUCUUGAGGGAAGCCGUAUCCCCAUUCACAAAGAGGAGAUCGGAGAUCAGGGGUACAUGGACAAUCAGGGCUAUGUUUAUAUCCUCGGCAGGUAUAAAGAUCUUAUUAUCUGCGGUGGCGAGAACAUCUCCCCAUUGAAAAUAGAGCAGUGUUUGGCCGAGGUAGAUGGGAUAGGGGAUGUGUAUGUUGUCGGAACACCAGAUGCUGUUGCCGGUGAAGUGCCUGUUGCUGUGAUGCGAAAAGAUCCGUCAGGCCAAAUGCCAAUGAAAAAAACUCUUCAAACAAUGCUUUCGAAUGAACUUGGUCAAUCGUUUGCUCCAGCACGCAUUCUUGAUCUCCAAGAUGAUCUUGGAAAGGAUCAUUAUCCAACUACAACAUCUGGCAAAAUCCAGAAAACAGUGCUUCGAGAAUGGGUGACUGAGCAUCUCAAUCAGAUCACCGUCGACAAUCCAAUCUCUUCCGACGACCUCACAACAGAAUUAACGACAUUAUGGUCUGGCUUAACCGGUCUGGCACCUACAGAUAUCGAUCGAGACGUUUCUAUACGAACCUUCGCCGAUAGUAUGAUCCAAAUCCAGUUUUGCAACCUGAUAAGCCAAAAGCUGCAACUGGUGAUCACGCUGAUUGAUUUGACAAAGUGUAACACGAUUAGAAAACAGGCGAAGCUACUCAACGAAAGAAAGCACGUCAAGGACUCUUAUUGUCGUGAUACAGACCAUGCUCCUCCAGCGCAGCUCGACAUGGAGUGGGCAAAACGGGUGGCCUUUUCCAAACUGAACGGACUCGGAUUUAACUGGGAUGACGUUGAAGAGGUCAUUCCGAUUGCAGACUGUGUGAAACGGACACACUACGGACACAGGCCAAACUCGUGGAACACCCGGAUGUCGUGGAUUACGAGCUCAUCAAUCAGCGUCGCAGAUGUCAAGGCGGCCUUGCACACUUGGCUUCAACGUCAUUCACUGCUACGAUCUACGCCUCUUGCAUACGAUGAGGAACUAGAUCUAUAUUUAGUCAUGCAUCCCAAUGAGGAUUGGAUGAAACUACAGAUUGUGGACGGCGGGAUGGUUAAAGACAUAAACAGCGUCGAAACAUACAAGCUGAAUGAUGCCGACUAUGACCACCUCGAUGGGAAGGGGCCAUUGUUCAGGGCUACUAUCCUAAGUGUGGAGAAUUCGUCCGUUAUCGGAUUGGUCAUGCACCUGCACCAUCUUGUGUUCGAUGCCCACAUCCUGUUUCGAUGGUUUGAAGACCUCAAGAACCUUCUGAGUCGCAAGGACCAGCUUCUCAAUUUUCAUCCAUACCGUGACUAUAUCGCAGAUUACCAAAGCAACCGAACUGGGCCAGCAGCCCAGAGGGCGGUUGACUUUCAUGUUAACAAAAUUCGAGGAAUAUCGUCUGCUUCCGAUGCGUUAUGGCCACGGCAGAUUGCACCACACUGGCUGAAAGGUGAUAACCAGGGCUGGGUCCACAGUGACAACACUCCAGGCCAUCCCAGUGAGCGACCACUUCUGGAUGGAGAUAAAAGCAUUGGCACCAAAGGUAUCACUCGCGCUGUGCAUGUGCCCAAUAUCUCGGAAUUACAACAUAAGUUCGCGAUAACACCCCCGAUAAUUGCGAGAUGCGCCUGCGCAUUGAUCAAUGUGCGCAUGACUGGAGCUAAAGAGGCAAUCUUUGGCCUCGUUGAAUCGGGCAGAACCUGGCCCUCUGCGGAUAACAAUUGCCCCGACAAUAAAGGUAUCGAUAUUUUAGAAAUCGACGGGCCUACAAUCAUCCAAUGUCUCAGCCGCACAAGAAUUUCACCAGACGAAAGGGCAAUCCAGCUUCUAUCCAGGAUGAGCAAGGACCAAGACGAUAUUGUUUCUAAUACAUAUGCUCCUAUGGACGAAAUAUGCCGGAAACUGGAUGAUUCAGACUCCAAAUCCUUCAUCGACAUCCUCUUCCGCCAAAGUCUGAACUGGAGGAUGGAGGGAUAUAAAGAACACGCGUCUGAUCCAAUCAAGUUAAUCGAAAACAUUUCUCGAUCCGACUUUGGUCUUUUCUGGCUACCGGGCAUGAUGGAGGGUGAUCUGUUACGGCUGACUGUGAGAUACGACGAUGCUCAGCUUCGGGCAACGGAUGUAUACAAUAUUAUGACGGAGUUCCUGUGCGCUGUGGCCUGGCUUUGUGAUCCUGGUAAUAUGGAUAAGCCUGUGUCGCAGUGCGAUUUCCAAGGUCAUGAUAUCGUGGACCUUGAUCGCGAAGGUCCGACUCGCUAUCGGAAGUGA